Molecule: messenger RNA, 3468 nt
Organism: Cordyceps fumosorosea ARSEF 2679
Lineage: Eukaryota; Fungi; Ascomycota; Sordariomycetes; Hypocreales; Cordycipitaceae
Product: drug resistance protein MdrA
Exons: 2
Coding region: 1-3468 (1155 amino acids)
Biological process (GO): replication fork arrest; DNA repair; DNA replication checkpoint signaling
Cellular component (GO): replication fork protection complex
Molecular function (GO): DNA binding
Source: RefSeq, a predicted model, not a curated record
AUGGAGCUGCCAGAGGGAGGACAUGACAUUGUCCAUCCCGAAGUUAGAGCACACAUUACUAGUCUUAUUUCCGCUCUAGGAGGAAUCAGCGCCGAUGAUGACGGCCAAUAUCAGCUUGGUGACGAUGCCCUCGAGGUACUGCGCGAUAUCAAACGAUGGAUUCGAUUCUACGACGAAAAGACGAACCGAAUGGAUGUUGCGCGAUGCCUCUACCAAGGCAACCUUAUCCAGGGCGACCUGAUACCCAUCCUCGCAAAAUGGCCGGAAGAAUCCAUGGACAACAAGUUCAAGAGCAGGAUCGCUCUGUCCUGCUUCGAAGUCAUGGUCCCAUUGACGUGGCCCAUUGAACAGGACAAGGAGAAGAUGACCGUCAACCAUCACAGACACAUACCUGUCCUUCAGCUCGCCCAGUUACAGUAUAAAAGCGCCAUCAUCAACUUCGACAGCACCAGACUCUUGCACUCGGCUGUCCGCUCCGCACUACCGUCUAUGGCUAUUCCCAUUGGCGAUCGAACCCCAAGAGACCAGGGCAUCAUCAAACUCAUCCUCUUCUUCCUGCGAAAUAUCGCCAUGAUUGAACCCUCGCCGAGCAUCAAAUUCGAUGGCGACGAGACACAGAUUUCUCGUUCCGCUACAAUAGACGCGUUUUCCUAUCAAGACGUCUUCAUCAUCUUGCUCACCAUUGCUUCCAAUGUGGGCGAGGACUUCAGAACCGAGGACACAACAGUCAUGGAGAUUAUCUAUCACCUCGUAAAGCAAGUCGAUAUCGACAAGCUCUUCAUGAGCGAAAGCCAGCUGAACAAGGUAAAGGCAGUGGAGCUGUCUGACCUCAUGAAGAAGGAGUCCGCCACGCUCCGGGCACACAACACAAAUGCCCCGACAAGACAUAACCGCUUUGGAACCAUGGUCUGGGUUAAGCGGGACGACGGCAAAACGAAACCUUUCUCGGGACAAGAAGCGCUGGCUGACGGAGCCACUAGAGACAAGAAAAUGGACGAUAGCAAGACAUUCCGCCCUCCUCGCCGCGGUAGAAAAGAAGAUAAAAGCGAAAAGGACUUGGGUCUCCCGACACCCCUUACCCCAAGCGCUGCCAAGCAACUUCGCUCAUUUGUGGAGGAAUUCCUCGACUCGGGCUUCAAUCCUUUGUUUCUACAUAUCCGCAAAUCUAUUGACCGAGAAGCACCACACGUCCUGGACUUUCAUCGACGACAAUUCUUCUACCUCAUUUCCUGGUUCCUCGAGGCCGAACGAGGGCGUCGCAAACAGAACAAGGCUGCGAAUAAAAAGGCCGGCGAGGAAGUUAGCAGUUUCAACCUGAUAGCGAGUGUAUUGAACCAAGAAAUGUUCAUCACGCUCAGCAAGGGCUUACACGAGUCCUUUGAUCACAAAGAUUGGCACUCACUCUCUGCAGCAAUGCGCUGCUUCACCCAGAUUCUGCUCACAAUUCAAGAAAUGAUAGAUGAGGGAACGGAAGACGACCAGGAAAUUGCAGACAACGUUUUGAGCCGUCUCUUCUACGAAGAAACGACGCACGAUGUGAUUGCCAACAUCGCAAGAACGUACAAGGAUCAAGGCUUCGAGUAUCUCGAUGCCGCCACUGAACUAGUGCAUCACUUCUUGCGGGUUUUGGAAGCCUAUUCCAAACAAAAUGCCGAUAUGCAGAUCCGAUCCAGGAAACGAGCUCGCAGAAAGAAGAGAGCCGAGACUCAACAAAAUGGCGGGGACGAUGAAGAUGAUGAAGACUCUGGACAAGAUGGAGCGGCUGUAGAGCGAACAUCAAAAGAACGAAAAUUCGACUUCGCCCGAUUCACCUCCCGGUUUACACCUCAAGGUGUGGUGGAUACCUUCAUGGCAUUUACCAAAUACUACCGUGAACUCAAUGACGUGCAGUUAAAGCGAGCACAUCGAUAUUUCUAUCGGCUGGCGUUUAAGAAAGAGCUGAGUGUCAUGGUCUUUCGAGUCGAUAUGCUUCACUUGCUGUCAAACAUGGUCAGGGGCCCAGACGCGCUGGCAAAGUCCUCAAAAAUGUUUAAGGACUGGGAAGAGCUGAACAAACAGCUAUUUCGUAAAUGUUUCAAGAAGAUUCGCGAACGUCCCGAGCUGAUUAUCGAAAUGCUCUUCAGCAAGGACCAGGCAGCUGCUCACUUCCUCGAGUACGGCUUUGCUCAGCAGACUUCUGCAGCGCGCGGCAAACCUCGACCAGCUGCCGAGCUCGUGUUCAAGCAUACUACUGAGCACGACCAACAAGUUGGCAUCGCUGUUGGCGCUUUACUCGAUAAGAAUGAAUCAGAUCAUAUUCAGUGGCUCAAGAAUGUCAUCUCAACUGCAGGAACUGAGCGCCGCUCUUGGAACAAUGCGAAUGAUGAGCUUUUGGCAAUAGAAACUCUCUCUGAUGCUGAAAUGCCCGAGACGCAACAGGAACCGAAGCCUCCACCCAUAAUUACAGUUCGACCCGACAGCCCCGAGAGGCGAACAGCCAUGUUCAAGAACCCGUACCUGCGUCUCUUGAUGGAUCUCACUGGCAUAAGGCUUCUGGGCCCAGCAGCGGAAGAGACGGCAGAAUCGGUCUGGAUUAUCCCGGCUGAAAUUACCGCUAGCCAGCUCAAAGAUGCACUUCACUAUAUCAACCAAGCAGAAUUCAAUCCACCGACCUUUGAAGAUGGAACUUCUGCCGAGCAGCAACUGAAACGCAAGACAGCACCUCGUAAGAAGGCAGCCUUCGAUGACGAAGAGGCGGAUGACGGCGACGACCUUGACGACUUCUUGGACAAUGACAUCAUGUUCCCUGCAGGCGGCCCUACGGCGCGAAAUGCAAUUGAUGAAUCCAAAAAGCCCAAGAAAUCUCGGAAGAAGCGAAGCGUAGUCCAGGAAAUUGAUGACCAGGAGCGUGAAGACCGUGCUCGGAAGCGACGCGACAAAGAGAGAGAAAAGGCCCGCAAGAUCAAAUCUGCCCUCUACGUCAAAGACGGAGACGAUGAGUUUGAUUCUGACGAGGACGAAGAAUUCUUUGCUCGUGAGCGCGCCAUCAAGGCUCGAGCAGAGCAGGCAGCCAAGUCUGCCGUGCAUGGCCUCGCCAACGACGACAGAAACGUCCUUGCGCGCCCCGCCGCAAAGCGCAAGUCAGAGGCGCUGCUGGACGACAGCACCGAUGGCGAAGAUGACGUCGACGAUGCCGGCUCCACGCAGCGAAUUCUGAGCAGCCACUCUGUGGCGGACGCCAGCGAGACUGACGAUACCGAGGUGGGUGGCAGCGGCGCGGAGAGGCCAAAGCGACCAAGGCUGAGUCCGGACACGGACGACGAAGAAGACGCGGCCAUGGAUGACGCCGAGCCCGAAGAUGACUCGACGUCGAAACCUGCAGCUGGGCCGGACGAGGACGGCGAUGAUGUUGUCGCAGCACCGACGUCUACGGCGCGCAAGUCACGCGUCAGAGGCGGCUUUGUCAUUGACAGCGACGACGACGAGUAA